CUCCGGAGGACGGAGAUGAUCUCUGUCUGCACGAAUUGUAGGAUAUCCAUUAAAAUGCUGUCAGAUUAGCGUGCGUUGUGAACUGGCUUGCGCGAGUCGACCAAUCGAGUACUGUUUGUGAGUCGGUGGGUACAUUUUCACGGGAUGUGACAAAACUGCUCGGCAAAGUGACGAUACUACCAAAGGAGACACAUAUGUACAUUUCGUCGCGGAUAGUCGUCAUCGUCGACGUCGGCGUUGUUUGUGCGCCGAUCUCGAUCCCCGCUGCGUUGGCGAGCAACGACUUGCCCCAGAAGCGAGCCGUACAAAUUGAAAGAAUUGAGGGAACGAGAAAAAAAAGAAUAUAGAGGAGUCAUUCUCACGAGCCCGAUCUCUCGUUUUCGUGCCAAAACAACCUCGGUCAGAAUAGUGACAUCGUUAUCCUUUAUUUUGGUAUUUAUAGAGCCGAAGCUGUUAUAAUCGACUGCAAUUUUCUGAAGGGGAGAGAGAAACUGGUCUCGGGGAUAGGUAAUUGAAAGGAAGAACCAUUUCGACAACGCUGCACGCGCGGGCUUUUUUCCGGGUACGAUUUACGCGUGUGAGUGCGCCAUAGUUACACGGGCAUAUCGCGCCGCGGGAGAACAGAGAGACAGAGCAAUAGAAAAGGAGCCACGAACGAGAGCGAUAGGGCUACCCGAGGUGAAACGAGAGGAGCCUUCGAUAGUGAAACGGAGUGAGAACGAGAGCGUUAGCAAGGGUCGUGAGGAGAAGGAAGAGAUCUCCGCCAAAAUGUCGCUGAAAACACCAACGCGGAUACAUUGAUUGCUUUUCGUCAUUUAACAGGGGGUUUUUUGUGAAGUUGACUACCUAAAAUAUUGAAAAUAUGGUAUCAACCCGUCAGUCAAGUAAUAUGGGAGGAAGUAAUGGGGGUGGACCAGUUGCUGAAGUUGCAGAUGCAAGUACAUCAAGAAGACAUCAAUCUGUAACAAUGACAAGCUCUUAUAGUGGACCAUCAGUUUCGGAUCCACCCACCUUUAGUAACUUAAAUCUUCUGGAUUUACCAGUUGAAAUUCUUGAAAAGAUUUUCAGCUAUUUGGAUUAUAAUACUGUAGCUCAUUUACGUCCAGUAUGUCACCAGAUGGAUCGUGUUUGCGGAUCAAUAUUAAAUUCCACAUUUCAAAAGCUUCAAGCACAAAUGUUGAGUCGCUUUCAGGCAAUUAAAGCACAGAUGCCCAGACGUGAAUCAGCCCGUCGUAAUCAUCCACUGGCUUGUGAAUCAGAUAUAAUUGAAACACUUCAUAUGCGACUUACUUUACUUCAAAUGAGUUUUGGCAAACAUAUUGAACGUAAACAUUGCUGUUUUUUUCCUGGGGAGAUUUUAGACGAAGUUUAUCAUAUUUUACAUUACAUAAAAGUUACUCCAAAAUUAGCCAGGCCAUACAAAGUUACAGAUGAGUUAUUUGAUUUAAGUACUAUGGCUAUGGAGUACUUCAAGGAACGCAUUGAGCCCACGUUACCAGAAAUUCCUUACUUUGGAGCGGAUUUCCUAGAUCUUGCUGGAACUUUUUCCUCUUCUAGUAAUGUGAGCAAACCAUUCAUAUGCCUGGACUCUGCACCUCUAACUGUUGGAAGCGGUAAAGCAGGAAGUAAUAGCGGAGAAGAAGGUUCCCCACCGCAUUCGUCGGACGAUCCUGUUCUCUUAGAAUCUAAUGUAUCACCUCCACAAUCAAACAUGGUGUUACGAAAACGGAUUCGUAAGAUCAAGCAAGGCAUGAAGAGAUAUAAUAGUCAGUUAACGUUAAUGCGUAGGGAUCUAAAGAGUUGCAAGUCAAAAAUAGCAGAACAACAAAAACAGAUUGUUGAAUACGCUACACGUCUUGAUGAAAAUGACAAGAAGAACGAGGAGACUUCUCGCAAAUUUAGCACACUCCUACAGGAAUUGAACAAAUGUAAAACAGAACUUCAGUAUUGGCGAUCCAAAUCUCCAGCGAUACCAGUAUGUGUAGUCUGUGGUCAGUCUAUGUUGACACCGUCUGAAGAUAUACAAGUUUUGAAUAAUCAAGGAAUAGUACCAGAGGUAACAGAUGAAGGAUUAGACUUCAUUCCCAUAGCAGAUGCGCAGAGUCCCACUGAAGUAGCUCCGCAGCCAAUAGUUACACAGCCUUCAACGCCACCAUCGACAGAGGAAAUGGCACCCCCAAAGGCUCCCGUGCCUUCGUUAUCUACAAAACGAAAAUCCACAACAGAGGAAACACCUAGCGACGCCGGGAAGAAACCACGUCGUACUGCCAAGUCUCGUCAAGUCAAACGUUCGAAGAUGUAAAUCGAUUCUGAUCAUGGUACAAAAAUAUUUAUCUAACAUCCUUGCUGGGUUUUCGGAAUAAGAGGUCUUUCGAUUUACGCUAAACGUGUUCCAUUACGUCAGCGAACAGAUGAUCUUAGAAAAGUACAAAAUUUUUUCCUGAACGUCCUGCAUUUCGCGCA
Messenger RNA from Dufourea novaeangliae, 2463 nucleotides. RefSeq names its product F-box only protein 28 (gene dmpd). NCBI's taxonomy places the organism in Eukaryota, Metazoa, Arthropoda, Insecta, Hymenoptera, Halictidae. The coding region runs from base 863 to 2302 and encodes 479 amino acids. The transcript has 6 exons. Gene Ontology annotation, molecular function: transcription coactivator activity; protein binding. Gene Ontology annotation, cellular component: nucleus. The record is from RefSeq and is a predicted model, not a curated record. Gene Ontology annotation, biological process: positive regulation of DNA-templated transcription.